Ectocarpus sp. CCAP 1310/34 is the source of this 3863-nucleotide messenger RNA. Lineage: Eukaryota; Phaeophyceae; Ectocarpales; Ectocarpaceae. The record is from the annotation of a GenBank genome assembly.
AUGGGUGAUUAUUCGCCCAGCGACAACACCUCCAAUCUCUCCAACACUAUUCGAGGGCUGAAGAAGUUCGACGGAAGGAACCCAGCUGAAUUUGAGGAAUGGAUGAAAAGGCUCUGCGUCGUCCUGGGAGUACUGCGCAGGGACAUCCUUCCACUGCUGAAAGGCCGGAGUAGGCCCGCGGAAACCGACGAUGACUACGCCGCCUACUGCAAGUCGAACGAGGACCUGUACGCCAUACUCUACCUGCUGGUGGAACUACCGGCGUCCCUUUCAGUACAGAAGCACGAGGACGACAGCGAGAUCAGCGGAGACGGUCAGGCAGCCUUCGAGGAAUUGAACUUGAACUACAACAAGGUUACGGACGAAGACAUAUGCGUCACCGGCUUCACGAACGAGUACAAGGACGUCAAGAUGACCAUGUACCGCGACCCAGACUUCAACGUCGACAACAUGCAAACCACCAUGCGUCACAUGUUCCUUGACGAGCAAUCUCGUAAAGGGCCGAAGAGCCGCAUCGCGGGGGGUGGUUUCGCAUUGACUACCACUACCUCAGAGGGACCGACUUGCUUCGACUGCGGAGAAAAGGGACACAUCCGGAGUAGCUGCCCCGAAAGGAAAGGCAAAGGAACGAAGAAGACCAAGCCUGCCGGAGCCAACAACAACACGGGCAAGGCCCUCUCCGCAUGCGCUAAUUGUGCACACUGCCUCUCAGCUAGCAACAAAAUAGAACCAGCCACGACGAAAAGGGAGGCAAGCAGCACGGAAGCCGAAAUCGACUUCAGCGAAGACGGCGAAUCAGAGGAAGGGUUCAUGUACGCCACCGUCCACAAAAGAGGGGAGCUGAAGCCCAACGAUACCGAAGCCACCAUGCUGGAGGCGAGCAGCACCAAAGCCGAAAUCGACUUCAGCGCAGAUGGCGAGUCAGAGGAAGCAUUCAUGUACGCCACUGCUCACAAAGGGGGGGAGUUCGAGGCCAACGCUGCCGGAGCCACUCUGCUCGUCGACACCGGAGCAUCCGAGAAUAUGCUCGAUGACCGCCUCAUCCCAGGUCUGAAGGAAACAAUGCGGGAGUUCAAUCACCUCGCCAAACCCAAGGUGGUCUCGGUUGGUGGCGACCACAAGCUGGACGGAAACGCUACAGGACUCAUCCAUUGCACCGGCAAGUACAAUGGCGGCAGGAAACAGGCCGUGCUCCUGCGAGGACUAGUUGUCCCCGGCCUCGGACGCAACGUCUUCUCGCCUACGGCGCAGAUAAAGAACGGCGUCAAGCUCGUCAUCGAGGACGGUAACCCGCACCUCGCGGUAGGAGGUCACAUUUUGCCGCUAGAACAGGAUUCGCGCGACGUGGUGACGGCUGAUGAUGACCUAGGGUUCGCGUACGAAGCCACGGUGAACGCGACCACUCUGCACCGGCGGCUUGGAUAUCUCAACUUCCGGAGCAUGGAACUGCUACGCAAAAAGGAGGGCCACGGAGUCGAUUCCUCGGACUACAUGACAACAUGCGACAUCUGCGCCAUCAGCAAGGGCAGGCAGCUCGACCUGGAAACCGAAAAUCAGCUGCUCCGGCAAGAGAUUCGCCGUAUGCGACACAGGGAGGAGCUCCAACAACGGGCAAUCAACACGGGACACGACAUUCCGCCAAGCCGGCCGCACUCGCUUCAGGCACCCCAAUUCAGCAGGGAUUCUAGGGAGGAGGAGUCCAUCAAAAUCCCGAACACCUCCAAACAGAAAGCCGAUGGAAAACUUUUAGUCAAGCUGUCGGUUCAAGGGUACGUGCAGGAGUCUGGCAUCGACUACGAGAGGAGCUACGCGCAGGAGUCUUGCAUCGACUACGGGAGGAGCUACGCACCGGUGUGUGACAUCGGGAGCGUUCGCACCUUGCUCGCUAUAGCAAGCGAACAACGAUGGCCGGUCCAUCAGGUGAACGUCACCGUGGCGUCUCUGCAGUCUGCGAUCGACAAAGACGUCCGGGUCAAGCCGACCCAGGACAAUACACGAAGCAUCCCGCGACCGGGGACAUCAUGGUCUACCAGCUGGAGAACUGUAAACCCGUUAGAACUCCAGGGUAUGGACCAGAACUCUCGACUGAUCAGGCAGCGGACAAGCUAUCCGGGGCGGCAGACACCAAGCCGUACCAGUACAUCACAGGCAGGCAACACCAUGUUCAGCUCCUGGACGAAGCAUAUUGAUCUCAGGUUCUCCUUCCAACGCGAGCUGAUCAAGAGGAACAACAUCAGCAUUCACGACAAGCAGAGCCAGGCGAUGCUGGCAGACGUGGCGACAAAACACCUGUCGAGACAGCAGUUUAUCUCUCUGCUGGACCACAUCAAGAACUUCACGUGCUGAGCCUAUGGAGAUUUCGGAUAGCUCAUGACAAAAGAUACGCGGACGAAUAGGCGUGCACCGAGACAGAUCUACCUCUUGUGGUGGAACGUUCAAAAAUCUCGGACCUGAUCUUUUUCUUUCGGAACGAAUGAUCGGAUCAAGGCAGACCAUGCCACCAACCUCUGCGGAACCGAGGGAGGAUAAAACACAAGACACAGCAAGAACGACGGAGGAUACGACUUCGAGCUCAGCAUCCAUCUGAGGGAAACAUCCUCAAACGGAAAACUGCCCUGAGCUCCGAGGGAGCUAGGACAAAACAUGUGUGCGGGUAUGGGCGUGAACUCCUGUCUGGUUGAUUUCUCUGGACUUGAGAUUAGGAGUUAUUCCGUCUCGGAUACAUAAUCGCCUCUUCCCUAUGUAGUCUGCAGCAGAUUGCCUCGGUGGAUGGAGCACUAUAUUUCAGUGUUUGCGUGCAAUCUAAUUGAGUGACCGCUCGCAGUCAUAGUUAGAUCGUAGUCGCUUUGAGACGUUUGAGUAUACCCUGUCCGCGAUCAGUAGAGCAAGUGGUGCGUGUUGCAACUCUUGCGGAACACAGCAACAGUACUGCUGUAUGGUGUGCACGAAAGAAAUUGGAGCUUUUUGUGUUUGUACCAAAAGGCAGAUAAAUUUUGCAUGAGAGGCUACAGAGCUACUCUGGUCAUGGAUAGACAUUUGUUGCAGUUCUAUUUCCAAUGUGGAGUCGUGUUGGGGAUAUCCUCUACAUGACGCGAUGCGCAGCCAGCGCUAGGUAGGGAGACUGAAUACGUCAGAGAGAUUGUCGGAAUAUUUGCGGUGAAACUUUCUUGCGUUGUCCGAAAAGACCCCGAGAGACCAGUACAGCGAGUAGGUAUCGGGAGAACCCUGUUUUGACAGUUGUAUGAUAUUGUUUUUUGUUUUCGAGAUGAGACACAAGCGCGCUCUCGCCCCCUUUGUGCUCACUCCACUUUUUUAGCACCAUCACAACCUGACGCGGGAGUCAGUCAGCAAUCAAACAUGUUUCUUUGCUCGUUCCAAGGCACACAUCAAGUUGCACUCGCACUCGAAAGUGUAACCUCUGUGUAGGCUGUUGUACAACCACAGCCUACGAAGCGACCGUUGCACACAGCACACACCCGCUGCUACAGAGACGUUUCUCCCCGAGACCGGAAUGCGUCCAAGCGAUUUGACCGGCACUUCACAGGGCACCGGCACUUCUCGGAAUGGUGCCUGAAUAGUGCCAAGCCGGCACUAUUAAGGGCAUGAAAAUCCCUCUGUAGUGCCGGCUUGGCACGAUUUAGGACUGUUCGACUUCAGAGUGCAGCGCUUGCGCUUUACGCGGCUGACAGAGUACCAAACGAACCGUACUUGGAUCAAUCGUGAGGUGGGCGACGUGGGCGGACUUUAUUGAGGUUCGUGAGGCUCUUGGACUGUCGAAAACACGGCAUUGGCUACAUUAAAAUUAACUUGAUUGACCAGAUAGAUUUGUUGCACAGCAGUUUUUCUCUUCCUACUUCAGCGCA